Molecule: messenger RNA, 2694 nt
Organism: Didymodactylos carnosus
Lineage: Eukaryota; Metazoa; Rotifera; Eurotatoria; Philodinida; Philodinidae
Source: the annotation of a GenBank genome assembly
AUGAACAACGACAUGCAGCUUCAACAGUUUAGCAAUAUCAGUACAACAUUACUCCCACGUAUUCCAAAUGCUGAAAAUCGAAAUUUGGAAACAAAGAUUGACACAAAACAACAUCGAUUUCAAAUUGUGCAAAAUGAUUUGGAAGAUAAUACGCUGAAAGUGCGCAUGUUAGAAGAUCAUUUGAAAAAUGUACAAGACGAAUUGGGCACAACACAGGACGAAGUUUAUCGUGCAAAUCAACAAUUUGAUGAAAUGAAAUCUCAAAUGAAAUGGGAUCAACAAGCAUUAGAAGCAUGGCUUGAAGAAUCAGCACAGAAAGAUGAAGAUGUUAUGGCACUAAUGAAAUACACAAGACAAGAUGAAGCUAAAGUGAAGGAGCUUAUGUUUAAAAUAGAGCGUAUGACUGAUGAAAGUAGUAAAAAGAAACGAGCUGUUGAAAAUGAAAUAAUGGAUACAACGGGUUUACAAGUAGAAUUAGAUAAAACUGCGAGUAAUUUUCGCAAGGGCCAUGAACAACGUCAACAAUUAAUUCAAAAUUGGGAACAGAUAAUUGAACAAAUGCAAGGGAGAGAUCGUGAUAUUGAUUUAUUGGCUGCACAAUUGGUCAAAAUAAAAGCGGAAGCACGUUCUGUUGAAGAAUUAAUUAUCGAGAAAAAAGAAUUUUAUGAUAAUGAACAACGUAAUAAUAAUGAAAGACAAUUACAAAUGUCCAUAGCUGAAAGACAGGCAGCUAAAUUUCGUUUACAAUAUGAUGAAGCAGAAAAAAAUCGUUUACUAUAUGAAAAUGAGUUAUCUGGAUUAAGGCGUGUUGUUAAACGAACAGAAAAAGAUAAAGAAAUGGCCUAUGCAUUACUUGGUCAAAUGAAAAAACAAUUGACUGAACAACGACAACAACUUGACGAUUUACGUAUUCGGAAACGUGAAUUAGUUGAUAGAAAACGUGAAAUAUUAGAUACUAAAUAUACGGCUGAAGAAAAAGCAACAAAAAUGGAAAAAUUAUUUGUUGAUGAACAAGAACGUGAAAAUCAAUUAAAUAAUGAAUUAAAGUUUUUAUCAGAAAGAAUGUACAAAAUCACCCAACAGAUAUUUGAUUAUAAAACAAAAGAAAAAAAUUUAGAUGCAGAAAUAAAUGGUUCAAUUGUAACAUUAAAUAAUUUACAAAGUAAAACUGAUAAAUUAGAUCAUGAUGCAUUGAAACAACAAGAAGUACUCUACCAUCAAGAUUUUGAAAUACAAUCGUUAGAACGUCGUAUUAAUCGUAUGCAAGGUGAAAAGAGUACAGAUGAGCAAGCCGAAUUAGAACGUAAAAUAAAUGAUUUACAAAUACAAUUACAACAAAAACGUGAUGAUCAUGUUAUAUUAACAAAUCAAACAAAACAAAUACAAGAAGAAACAAGACGAUUAAAACGUUCAAUUGAUGAUACAUCAAAAGAAAGAGAAAAACAAGUAUCAAAAAUUGAAGAAUUAGAUUUACAUUCGAAUAAUGCACAACGAGAAAUUCAAAAAUUAAAUGAACAAAAAGAAAAUUUAUUAGUCGAAGAACAUCUAAUGAAAAUAGAAAUAAAACGUUUUAGAACAUCGUUGUAUUCACAUUCGGAUACAGUAAUGACUUUAGAAACAAGAAAGUUACAAUUACAAACGGCAAUUAAAGAACGUCGUAGUGAAAUAAAUAUUCAUCAAUCAACACUUCGACAACAACUACUUGACGAGCAAACAAAAACAAGUGAAGUAUCUGGUCAAUUACAUGAUAGAAUAGCUAAAAUAGAUAAAUUAAAAAAACGAUAUCAAAUUGUUAAUAUUUCGAUGGCGCCACCUGAAGGUGCUGGCGAAGAAGAAUCAUCUCAAACAUAUUAUGUUAUCAAAGCUGCACAAGAAAAAGAAGAAUUACAACGUGAAGGUGAUGAACUAGAUGCAAAAAUUAGAAAAGCUGAACAAGAAUUACGCGCAUUAGAAAAUACAUUGAGAAUUGUUAAUACAGGAAAUAACAUAACAAAAGAUUCAUUUAAAAAAUUAACUGAUUCAAGUGACGAGUUAGCAAAACUAGAAGAAUUAGAUGAACAAUCGAGACAUAUGAGAGAUAAAUUGGGAAUAAAACGAAAAAAAUUGAAGGAAUUACAAGAUGAUUUGACUCGUAUGGAACGUGCAAUAAACGAUCAAUCAAAUGAAAAAAAUAAUAUGAAUGAAAUUGUCUUUGAAAAACAUAAACAAUAUAAUCAAUUACAAGUAGAUGUGAAUGAUUUCAGAGAUAAAAUAAAUCGAACAGAAAGUCAAAUUGGACGUCGAAAAAAAGAGGCACUUGGUACGAAACGUGCAAGUGAUCUAUUAAAUGACGAACAGGAUAUUGAAGUACGCUUACUGCAAGAUUAUAAAACUAAAAUAUCAGCUCAAAUAGAACAAAUUGUAUCUGUGGAUCAAGAUGCAUUACACCAUUAUAAUAUGCUCAAACAACAGUUUGAACUUGCCGGUCCUACAAGUGGUGUUGGUACUCCAUCCUCUUCUUCAAGAACAAGUUCAACACGUAGUUCAACAUCACAACAACGUUCAACAAGACCAGCAAUGCCUGUUAGAGAAGUUCAACUCGAUUUAGCUGCUACUCGUCCACCAACUAACGGACAUACGAAAAGACCAACGUCAAGAGGAUCAUCCACGACUAGUUCGUCUUCAACAUCAUCUUCACGACGUUUACCAAAAUAA